AUGUUGACUAAGAAGGAUACUCAAAGUGCCAAGGAGCAGGAAAAGUUGAAGGCCAUUCCAUUGCACAGCUUUCUGAAAUAUGCCAACGUGUUCUAUUUAUCGAUUGGAAUGAUGGCCUACGAUCACAAGUACAGUCAAAAGUGGAAGGAGGUCCUGCUGCACUGGACAUUCAUUGCCCAGAUGGUCAAUCUGAAUACAGUGCUCAUCUCGGAACUGAUUUACGUAUUCCUGGCGAUCGGCAAAGGUAGCAAUUUUCUGGAGGCCACCAUGAAUCUGUCUUUCAUUGGAUUUGUCAUCGUUGGUGACUUCAAAAUCUGGAACAUUUCGCGGCAGAGAAAGAGACUCACCCAAGUGGUCAGCCGAUUGGAAGAACUGCAUCCGCAAGGCUUGGCUCAACAAGAACCCUAUAAUAUAGGGCAUCAUCUGAGCGGCUAUAGCCGAUAUAGCAAAUUUUACUUCGGCAUGCACAUGGUGCUGAUAUGGACGUACAACCUGUAUUGGGCCGUUUACUAUCUGGUCUGUGAUUUCUGGCUGGGAAUGCGUCAAUUUGAGAGGAUGCUGCCCUACUACUGCUGGGUUCCCUGGGAUUGGAGUACCGGAUAUAGCUACUAUUUCAUGUAUAUCUCACAGAAUAUCGGCGGUCAGGCUUGUCUGUCCGGUCAGCUAGCAGCUGACAUGUUAAUGUGCGCCCUGGUCACUUUGGUGGUGAUGCACUUCAUCCGGCUUUCCGCUCACAUCGAGAGUCAUGUUGCGGGCAUUGGCUCAUUCCAGCACGAUUUGGAGUUCCUCCAAGCGACGGUGGCGUAUCACCAGAGCUUGAUCCACCUCUGCCAGGAUAUCAAUGAGAUAUUCGGUGUUUCACUGUUGUCCAACUUUGUAUCCUCGUCGUUUAUCAUCUGCUUCGUGGGUUUCCAGAUGACCAUCGGCAGCAAGAUCGACAACCUGGUAAUGCUUGUGCUUUUCCUGUUUUGUGCCAUGGUUCAGGUCUUCAUGAUUGCCACCCAUGCUCAGAGGCUCGUUGAUGCGAGUGAACAGAUUGGUCAAGCGGUCUAUAAUCACGACUGGUUCCGUGCUGAUCUGCGGUAUCGUAAAAUGCUGAUCCUGAUUAUUAAGAGGGCCCAACAGCCGAGUCGACUCAAGGCCACAAUGUUCCUGAACAUCUCACUGGUCACCGUGUCGGAUCUCUUGCAACUCUCGUACAAAUUCUUUGCCCUUCUGCGCACAAUGUACGUGAAUUAG
Messenger RNA from Drosophila melanogaster (fruit fly), 1239 nucleotides. RefSeq names its product odorant receptor 85d (gene Or85d). The record is from RefSeq and is marked reviewed. Gene Ontology annotation, biological process: sensory perception of smell. The coding region runs from base 1 to 1239 and encodes 412 amino acids. Lineage: Eukaryota; Metazoa; Arthropoda; Insecta; Diptera; Drosophilidae. Gene Ontology annotation, cellular component: membrane; plasma membrane. The transcript has 3 exons. Gene Ontology annotation, molecular function: olfactory receptor activity; odorant binding.